CACAGGAUCUCUGGAGACGACAAGCUCCUGGCCAAGUCUGCGGUCCAUCUUUGACAUGAUCUCUUCCUUUCAACACCUACCAACUUCAUGGCCUGGUAAUUCUGACAUAUAUUAGAGGAACCAAUCGCUACCCCCUUCGACCAUUCCCUCUUCCUCCUUCCAAGUCACAGAACCAUGAGCAAGUCCCACAUCUCCCUCCUCUUCCUUGUCGCGGCCGCGGCUGCCUUCUUCUCGUCUUCGGAGUCUGCCUUUCCCUUUAACUUCCCUCCGGUGCCCACUGAGAACCCAUGGAUCCCCUUCAGGAACCUCUCCGGCUGCCGUUUCGGGGAGCACAGGCCCGGCCUCGCCGACCUCAAGGAGUACCUCAACCAAUUCGGCUACCUCCCGGCCGCCCCCAACUUCACCAACUCCUUCGACGACAACCUGGAGGCGGCGAUCAAGACGUACCAGCGGAACUUCGGCCUCAACGUCACCGGCGAGCUUGACGACGCCACGGUCGAACAGCUCAUCGUGCCGCGGUGCGGCAUGCCCGACAUCAUCAACGGCACCUCCACCAUGAACUCUUCCUUUGUUCGCGGCCGCAACCUCUACGCUUACUUCCCCGGCACCCCCACCUGGCCCAGCGACAAAACCGAGCUCAAGUACGCCAUCACCGCCACCUCCGCCGUCUCCAUCGACCUAUCGGUGCUGAAGACGGUCUUCGCCCGCGCCUUCGGCCGGUGGUCCGCCGCCACGACGCUGACGUUCACCGAGACCGACUCCUCGUCGGACGCGGACAUAACCAUCGGGUUCUACAACGGCUCCCACGGCGACGGCGAGCCGUUCGACGGGGUGCUGGGAACGCUGGCGCACGCGUUCUCGCCCACGGACGGGCGGUUCCACCUGGACGCGGCGGAGACGUGGGUGGCCGAAGGGGACGUGACGCAGGCGGACUCGGACGUGGCCGUGGACCUGGAGUCGGUAGCGGUGCACGAGAUCGGCCACCUCCUGGGGCUCGGCCACUCCUCGGUGGCGGAGGCGAUCAUGUACCCCACGAUCAAGACGCGCACCAAGAAAGUCGACCUGGCCAGCGACGACGUCGAGGGCAUACAGAAUCUGUACGGGAGCAAUCCGAACUUCACCGGCGUGGCGCCGUCGUCGACGGGGAGCAGCAGUCCCGAGAUCAACGGCGGCGGCUUGGGCUCGAUGGCGCGGUCCGCGUGGCGGCGGGAACUCGGAUCCGCGUUGGCCGUUGUAGCAGUUGCCUUCUUGGUGUUUUAGUCAGCUGUUUUUUGUUUUCUGUUUUUGUUUUCUUAGCCACUGAUUCAUUGUCAUUGAUACUGUAUUGUUUUGUUUGUCUUGUAUACUCAUACAUUAUCGUCAUUGACACACACAGAUUUCCUCC
Molecule: messenger RNA, 1384 nt
Organism: Musa acuminata AAA Group (dessert banana)
Lineage: Eukaryota; Viridiplantae; Streptophyta; Magnoliopsida; Zingiberales; Musaceae
Product: metalloendoproteinase 2-MMP
Exons: 1
Coding region: 175-1260 (361 amino acids)
Biological process (GO): proteolysis; extracellular matrix organization; collagen catabolic process
Cellular component (GO): extracellular matrix
Molecular function (GO): metalloendopeptidase activity; zinc ion binding
Source: RefSeq, a predicted model, not a curated record